AUGGAUUUUCAAUUCGAUCUCGAACCCGAGGAUUUGAAAGAUGAACUCACUGCAGAAGAUAGGCCUACCAGCGAGCGACGAGAACUCGAAGCUCCUGUACCUCCUCCUGUCCCCAAGAGAGUUAGGAAGAAAGGGCCUGGAGUCCAGUCGGUUCACAUGUUAAAACAAUGCCGUACAGCCAGGUCCCUCGAAAAACAAUACGAGAAGGAGAUCCCCUGGGCAGUAAUCCCACCAGAACAACAUAGUGUCUUCCGACAAGCAGAGGAGAAACAGUACGACGAACACAUCAAGUAUCAGGCCCUGGAGCCUUUGUCGCUCGAAGAAAGUGCUCGUGUUCGUGAGUGUGUGGACAAAAGUCGUAUCCUGUCUUCAAGGUUUGCCUACAAAGACAAGAACUGGUCCCGGCGGAAGCUUGAUUCUAGUCUUCCUUGGAAACUGAAGGCGAGGAUCGUCGUGUCUGGACACCGCGAUCCAGAUAUCGGUCUCCUAGACACCGACGCGCCUACCAUCAACAGACUAUCGGUGCUCACCAUCAUGCAGCUUGUAGCAAGUCGGAGGCAAUCUCAUGGGUGGGAGGCAUCAGCAGGUGACAUUACUGCAGCUUUUCUCAACGGAGAUGCUCUGGAAAGGGUCUUGUAUCUCAGACAGCCCCGUUCAGGUCUUGCUUCUCUACAUCCAGACCAACUGCUACGAAUCACCAAAGGUAUCUUUGGCCUUCCUGACAGUCCUCGCAAAUGGUGGAGGCGCUUCCGAAAGGACAUGUUAGCAGUGCGGCUAAGUGUAGAGGGCGUUGAGUACAAGUUUGUGCAGAAUGCGCUUGACCCUUGCCUUUUUCAGCUUGUUCCGUCCGAUAAUGAAGCUAGCGAACCGGCAGCGUAUGCCGGAGUACAUGUCGAUGACAUCCUGGUUGCUGGCGACAAGAAGAUGUCCGAAGCUAUUCGCAAUGCCCUCUCGAGCAUCUUCCCAGUCGACGACUGGGAGAUCAACAGCUUCGACUACAUUGGAAGCCACAUCGAGGUGAAUGACUCAGGUGUCUUCAUCAGUCAAGAGGCGUAUGCUGGAGGGCGACUGUUCCAAAUCGACAUCGGCAAGGGGCAGGAAGAUGAAGAGCCUGCUUCUGAAGAACAACGAAUCGACAACCAGUCUCUCAUCGGCGCCCUUUCCUGGCUUGGAUCCCAGAGUCGUCCCGAUAUUCAAUGCUCAGUUUCGCUUGCACAACAACUCCAAAAGAACCCAAGCGUUGCUGACCUGAAGUUCACCAACCAGAUAGCGCGACGAGCGUGGGAUCACCGAGACAAAGGGAUUUGGCUACGACCUUUGAAACUUGAGAGCCUAGAGUUUUUAGUGUACCACGACUCGGCAUGGGCGAAUGCAGAGCUCACGGGUGAGGAUGGUUUCCGCCUCGAGUACGAGGACCAUGUCAGCGGCGUCAUGAAGAAUACACCUUUUGACAUCAAAGAAAGAAAGGCCAAACGGGCGAAUUCCAAGGUCGCCAGCCAGUUCGGAAGCCUCAUCUUCUUGACCGAUGGAGAGCAGUACUCAGCUGGAGGAGGCAUAGGAAGCAUCCUUGACUGGAAGAGCUGUUCCGAGGCCAUCGAGAUGGGGCAGUAUGUGAGAUCCUUUGUGCAAACAGUGCUGCGCGGCCGCCUCCAACGUGUACAGGACUUGAGCGGCAGUCAGCUGAAGUGCAUCACGGAUUGCAAAUCACUAUUCGACCAUUUGCAUCGAGAAGGCAUCCCAAGGAUCCCUUCAGACAAACGUCUAGCCAUAGAUCUCGCUGCGUUGAGGCAGUAUCUGUGUGAAGAGCAAGCCAAUGGCAAACCUCCACUCUUUUGGGUCCCCACCGAGUUCCAACUUGCUGAUAUCCUUACCAAACCUAAGUGUGCUGAUUCAUGGUGGGCGACCGUGUGGGGAGCAGUGAGACUUCCAUUUAUUUCCAAGGAUGCGACGAAGCAUCGUUGA
Messenger RNA from Symbiodinium natans, 1962 nucleotides. The record is from the annotation of a GenBank genome assembly. Lineage: Eukaryota; Dinophyceae; Suessiales; Symbiodiniaceae.